GCAGGUGCUUUAUGUGUGCUUUGACCCUGUAUCCGAUACUUUCACAAGUGGUACUCUGGUGUUUUGGUACAUUUUUGUCAAUUAUAUCAUCAGCUAUAAACGUCGCAUGUUAGCAGAUAAACGAUCAUAAAUUGCAUACGUUGAUUAGUAGAAACAACUAAUGAUGUUACUGACCUCGUCGAUACCACUGGACCUCUGUAUCUUUUCCACAGUUGCUAUCUACGUAUUGUAUAGAUACGCAACCAGAAACCUCGAUUAUUUCAAGAAUCAAGGUAUUCCAUACUUGAAACCCGUACCGUUCCUAGGCAACUUUGCAGAUGUCGUCCUGUUCAGAACAACAAUCGGGGAAUGGAUGAAAGAAUGUUACGAACGAAUGGAUGCACCAUAUUUUGGCAUAUUCGUCUUCGACAAGCCGUGUAUGAUCAUCAAAUCGCCAGAGUUAGUAAGAGACGUGCUUAUCAAAGACUUCAGUCACUUCUAUGACAGAGCGACGUCAUCCGCAAGUCAUGAGCAACUGCAAGACGGCAUGAUGCUGCUACAGAAAGGAAAGGAGUGGAAAGAAACAAGAGAAAAGUUUACCACCGCUUUUACUUCGAGUAAACUGAGACAAAUGUUUCCUGUCCUGGACUCUUACGGUGAAAAGUUAGUCAAGUAUAUAAAAUCGAAAGACGCGACGAAAGUGGAUGUUAUUGAUAAUUCGAUAAGAUAUUCCACCGAUACGCUGAGCAGGACCUUUGUUGGGAUAGAGGCGUAUAGCUUAGAAGAAGACAGUGAGGUUUAUUGGAAAAUUAAAGCAGCGAUCGCACCCACUUACGAAAGCGGUGUAAGAGGUAUAUGCUACUUUUUCAAACUCCAAACAUUGGUCGAAUGGAUGAAGUUAACGUUCCCGCAAAGAGCCGCUUUGGACUACUUCGCCGACGCUUUCCAACACCUGGUGAAAUUGUGUCAGGAAGGCAAUGGAAAAAUCAGCAACCUCAUCGAUAUUGUCAGUAGUCUGAAGAACAACGACAACUAUAUUAAGAAGUAUGCGUAUGGAGACAGAAAAGCUGUUGGGCAACCGUUCAUGUUCUUCAUCGCUGGCGAAAAUACUAUUAUCAUGAGUUUAGCUUACACGUUAUACGAAUUAGCGAAGCAUCGUCGCGUUCAAAGCAAACUUAGAGACGAAAUUAGAGAAGCAACUUUAGAUGACGGUGCAUUUACCUACGAGAAAAUUCUUGGAAUGAAGUACAUGGAAAUGGUCGUUCAAGAAAUCAUGAGGAUGUAUCCACCACUCCCGUUCCUUGACAGAGAAUGUACCAAGGAUUACACUAUAAGAGGUACCGACGUCACGAUCUCAAAGGGCACACAAGUCUAUGUCCCAAUGUUGGGCUUUAAUUUCGAUAAGAAUAUAUUUCCUGAACCGGAGAAGUUUAUUCCUGAACGAUUUGCGAAUAAAUCGCAGUACAAUCAAAAUGGCAUGAGGUUCUUUCCUUUCGGAGAGGGACCUAGGAUUUGCAUAGGUGAAAGGUUCGCUUUGCUUGACAUAAAGGUUGCUGUAGCGCAUAUCUUGACAAACUUCGAGCUGGAACCUCUACCUGAUACUCCAAAGAAAGUGGAGUACACUCCGCUGGUGUUUAGCCUUGUUCCUAAAGGUCCUAUCAUCUUAAAUUUCAAACCGCUUGCUGCCUAGUGGGCUGGUUCUUUAAUAAUGCCUAAAUAAACUUGUAUAUAGAUCAGA
This is a messenger RNA of Acanthoscelides obtectus, 1717 nucleotides long. Lineage: Eukaryota; Metazoa; Arthropoda; Insecta; Coleoptera; Chrysomelidae. The record is from the annotation of a GenBank genome assembly.